This is a messenger RNA of Caenorhabditis angaria, 7077 nucleotides long. The record is from the annotation of a GenBank genome assembly. Lineage: Eukaryota; Metazoa; Nematoda; Chromadorea; Rhabditida; Rhabditidae.
AUGCCGAUUCGUACUUUUUUGAAAGAUAACGGCGUGCAAUUCGAUCAAGAAUGGGCAAAAGCGCAUCCCGUCGUGCAAAGUUUGCUAUAUCAAAAGACAGUGACACCGGCUGACUGGCAAGAUUUAUUUCUAUGGGUUUACAAAAUCAACUCGUGGGUUGAAGAAGGAGCGACACAGAUAAGAGAUACACUAACCACAGAUAUUGAUCGAUAUGUAAAAGAGGCCGGUGCAGUGAGUUUUUAUUUUGCGCGAGGGGAAACCAAGUAUUUAGUGAUGACAAAUGUACUUUUGCAGAGAAUUCGCAGCCACAAGACUGAAUCAUUGCUCAAAGUAUACAUCAAAGAAUGGAAACGCUAUUUCAAACAGACUAACAUUCUCCCACUGCCUUUCAAAGUUAUCGACGGGACAACGGUUGCUAUCAAAAGUAGUAGUAGCGCCGCGGGAGGCUCUUCAAAUCCCCCAGAAGCGGCGGAUUCAAUAAAAUCAGUCAUGUUGGAUAAAUGGAACUCGAAGAUUUUCGAAGAGAUGAGCGAGGCGCUUCUAGCCGACGCGCUCAAAUUAAUUGAAGACGAACGCAACGGAUUAUUGAUUGAUGCGCAAAGUGUUGUUGGGAUUCGUGAGAGUUUUGUGGCGUUGAACGAUAAUCCCGAUGAUGUUUUGGGUGUUUAUCGAAAGACUUUUGAGAGGAGUUUUAUCGAGCAGACUGUCGAAUAUUAUAGGAAUCGCAGUGCAGAGGUUAGCAGAAUUUCCUAGUUUUCCUAGAACUUUCUAGUGACUUGAUUUGGCCAAUUUUCUUUUCUUCGCUGAGAAAUGCAAUUUUCCAGUUCACCGGUUUUUAAUCAAAAUUUUUUGGAAAAUAAUUUGGGGAAAUGAAAAAUUAAAAAAAAAUGGGGUUUUCACGUGAAACACGUGGCUUUUGAGCAGAAAAAAGUCAUAAGCCUAAGUCAUUAGCUAAGCUUAAGGUCUUCUUAAAGCAUAAACCUAAGCUUGAGAUCUUACUAAGCCUAACAUUUCUGUCAAGCCUAAGCGUAAGCCUAAGACAUUGGUUAAGCCUAAGCCUAAAGCCUAAGAAAGAUUUUUCUAAAGCUUAGGUUUUUCUUAGGCUUUAAGCUUAGGAUUAACCAAUGGUUUAGGCCUACGCUUAGGCUUGACAGAAAUGUUAGGCUUAACCUCAAGUUUAGGCUUAGCUAAGGACUUAGGCUUAUGCUUGAAGAAGACCUUAGGCUUAGCUAAUGACUUAGGCUUAUGCUCACUAUGAAAUUAGGGCUAGGGUUUAGGCUUAACCAAAAAAGAGUUUUAGGCUUACGCUUAGGCUUGGCAGAAGUGUUAGACUUAGGCUUCAGUAAGAUCUCUCUUAAGGUUAAGUUCAUGCUUUAAGAAGACCUUAGCUAAUAACUUAGGUUCAUGCUUUAAGAAGACCUUAGGCUUAGCUAAUGACUUAGGUUCAUGCUUACCAAAAAAUUAGGACUAGGCUUAGGCUUAGCCAAUGUGUUAGGCCUACGCUUAGGCUUGGCAGAAAUUUUAGGCUUAGACUCAAGUUUAGGCUUAGCUAAUGACUUAGGCUUUGGCUUAUAGGCUUGUACUUCCACCCAAAAUCCCCAAAUUUCUUGCAGUAUCUUGCCGAAGCUGGUGUUCUCAACUACAUGGUCUACGCCGACAAAAAACUCGACGAAGAGCAAAAACGCGCUGAAAAAUAUCUGGAAAUGAGUUCGCCAAGUGCCAGUCGACACAUGGAUAAAUGCGUCAUGGUUUUAGUGGAAUCAUUCGAAGAUCAGAUUUUGGCGGAAUGUUCGACGUUGAUUGUGAAACGAGAUGUCGAGAGACUUCAGCGAUUAUAUCGAUUGAUUCGAAGAACUCGAAAUGGUAUUGAGACGGUUUUGAAGUGUAUUGAUUGUCAUAUAAGAACCGAAGGUUUGAAUGAUAUGCGCAAUAAUGCGGAGAGUAUGGCUACGGUUUGUUGGCGCCACGUGUAUCUAAUUUAAAAAAAUUUUCAAUUUCGUUGCAGGACCCGGAAAAAUAUGUGCAACAACUUCUCGCCAUGUUCGAUCGAUUCAGUUCGUUGGUUCGCGAAGGAUUUUGUGAUGAUGCGCGACUUUUGACAGCUCGUGACAAAGCUUUUCGAGUUGUUGUGAAUGAUAGCUCGAUUUUUAAAGUUGAGAUGAGCUCGAAGAAAGGGUGAGUAGAAAAAUUGAGGAUUUUUUGAGCGAUUUUUAGGUUCUAUUCUUAAAAUUUUCAAAUUUUGCCACGUAAUAACUCAAAUCUUCACUGGAAAUUAGAAGAAAUUCAAAAAAAAUCUGGAAAAUUUGAUUUUUAUGUCACGUCAUAACCCAAAUCUAAUUCAAAAUUUAUUACGAAACUAGAUUUUCCAACAAUCCAAAAAUGUAUUGAAAAAAUAUAAAUUUUGCCACGUCAUAACUCAAUUUCACCUCGUAAAAUCUUCAAAACUUGUCAUAACUCCAUUUUUGCCACGUCAUCAAUUUUUAAUCCACAAAAUACCUGUAAAAUUCAAAUCUCAUCAAAAAUAGGAAAAAAUCCAGUUUUGUGCCACGUCAUAACUCAAAGGUACAUCAGAAAUCUGAAGAAAUUUAAAAAAAACCGGAAAAUUUUGAUUUCCUCAGAUUUCUAGUGUAACUUUGAGUUAUGACGUGGCUGGAUUUUUUCAUAUUUUUGAUAAGAUUUGAAUUUUACGCGUAUUUUGUGGAUUAAAAAUUGAUGACGUGGCAGAAAUGAAGUUAUGACAAGUUUUGAAGAUUUUCAAGGUGAAAUUGAGUUAGAAAAUCAGAAAAUCUUCAAAGUCCUGAUUUUGCCACGUCAUAGCCUAAAUUUAACUCCUAAAUUUUUCAAAAUCUAGAAAAAUUUCCCUAAACCUCCUCAAUUUUGCCACGUCAUAACUCAAUUUUUCUUCUUCCAGCCGUCCCCUUUCCGUCGAAUCAAAAUGUGCUGAACUUUUGGCCAAUUAUUGCGAUUUGCUAUUGAGAAAAACGCAAUUGAGCAAAAAAUUGACGUCAGAAGAAAUUGACGAGAAAUUGAAUCAAGUUGUAAGUUUUGAAUUUCAGCCUUGCUGAAAUUUUCAGCCUGGCUGAAAUUCCACGUGUCCAAAAACCCAAUUUUUUCCAGCUCUUGGUGCUGAAAUACGUGGAGAACAAGGAUGUUUUCAUGCGUUUCCAUAGAGCGCAUUUGUCCAGAAGAUUGAUUUUGGAAAUGAGUGCCGAUCAGGAGAAGGAGGAAAUGAUGGUGGCGAAAUUGAGGGUGAGGAGGGAUUUUGGGGUUUUGGGGGAAAAUUGAGUGAAAAUGACGAAUUUUGAUGCAAAAUUUUUCAAUUUUCGACAAAAAAUAAUGAAAAUUAUGUAUUUUGAAGAUAAAAUAUCGGUUUUUAACCUGAAAAUCAUAAUUUUCAACUAAAAUUCGUCCUUAAAAAAUGUCUAAAAUCCUCAAAAUUCACCAAUUAUCCCAAUUUUCAACCAAAAAUUGAUUCCAGGAAUGUGGAAUGCCUUCAGAUGCUGUUAACAAACUCUCAAGAAUGCUCCAAGAUAUCGAAGUUAACAAGGAUCUGAAUUCAAAUUUCAAAAAAGCAUUGGUCGGAACGAAUAACAAUAAAUGCGCAUCGGAUGCGAUUAAUAUUAAAGGUGAGUGUUUUUUUUUGUUUUGGCUGAAAAUUUGUCUGAAAACACCCAUUUUCUUCCAGUUUUGAAUGGUGGCGCUUGGGGACGUGGUGGAUCGGAGAAAAUCAGAUUUUCACUUCCAAGAGAACUCGAAGAUUUUGUGCCCGAAAUGGAGGCGUUUUACAAGAAGCAGCAUAAUGGCAGAAAACUUUGUUGGAUGCAUCAUUGGAGCAGUGGAACUGUGAGUUUUUUGUGGGAAAAUUUAUUCACUGUUUCAAAAGUUUGAAAAAUAAAUGAUGAAAAUUAACCAAAAUUGAUAUUUAUAAAGCAAGAAAAAUUCACUGUUUCAAACAUUAUUCACAAAAAAUUGAGAAAAUUGGAUUUUUGGUUUAUGGUUCGUUAAAAAACAAUUUUAAAAUUUUAAUUGCAAAAAUUUAUUUAAAAAAUAAUUUACUGUUUCAAAAUUUCGUCUUGAAAAAUUGUGAAAAUUAAAAUUUUGAUUGGUUGGUGAUCAAGUAUUAGUUGUUUUUUCCAAAAAAAAAAUUCACUGUUUCAACACUUAUUCAUAAAAAUUGUGAAAAUUGUUCUGUUGUUGGACAAAUCUUUUUCAUAAAAGAAUUGAGUAAAAUGAAAUUUUGCUUUAUUGUUUUAUUGCUUUAUUGUGUUGCUUUAUUGUGUUGAAUUCAAUAGAUUUAAAAUUUGAAUUGCAAAAAUUUAUUUGAAAAAAUAUCACUGUUUCAAAAUUUAGCCUUGAAAAAUUGUGAAAAUUGGAAUUUUGAUCUAUUGACGAAUUCUUCUAUUAUUUGAAAAAUUUACUGUUUCAUAAAUUUUAGUAUCGAAAUAUUCAGGAAAUUGAAAUUUCAGCGAUCGAAUCAUUUUGGAAAAAAUUGCAAAUUCAAAUUUUGAUACGUUUCAAAAAUCCUCGAAAUAGUUCAGAAAUUUAGAAAUUUGAUUUUCCUUUUGUGAAAAUGAACUCUUGUUUUUUAUACGUUUCAAAACUCUAGUAAAUAAUCCAGAAAUUUAACUGUUUCAAUAAUCUUCCUAUUUUCAGAUGGUUUUUGGAACUUCAAACGGCGGAAGAUUCGAUUUGGAUGUGACAACUUUCCAAAUGGCUGUGCUCUUUUGUUUCAACGAAAGAGCCCACGAGAAAAUCUCCCUGGAAACUUUGAGAUUGGCCACGGAAUUACCGGAUGCCGAGUUGAAUCGCACACUUUUGGUGGGUUUUUUAAAUACCAAUUUUUCUCUAAACCUCUUCAUUUUUUCCAGUCUCUCGUCGCAUAUCCAAAAAUGAAAUCACAAAUUCUCCUCUGUGAUCUACCAAUAAUUUCACCACGUGAUUUCACCGAUUCCACCGUAUUCUACAUCAAUCACGACUUUCAUUUGAUCAAAAACGGCAAAAUUCAACUUCGCGGAAAAGUGAAUCUGAUUGGAAGAUUGCAAUUGUCAUUGGAAGCGAAUGCUGAGAAAGAGCAUGAGGGAAUUGUUGCGUUGAGAGAGUUUAGAGUUCAAGAGGGAAUUGUUAAGGUUAGUGAGGUUUUGGGAGGUUUUUCUAGAGAAGGGGAGAAAAUUUGGGACUUUUUGAAUAUUUUUGGUAAAACAGUGAAAUUUAAUCUCAAAAAAAUGUUAUAUUUAUUUUUUGAAACAGUGAAAAUUUGUGACACAAAACAUGUCCGGAAACCAAGCAUUUUUAAAAAUGCAUAAUUUUCAUGAUUUUUGUUUGAAACAGUGAAAAAACAUGGUGUUUUCCAUUAACAAAUAAAUUCAGAAUUUUGAAUAUUUUUAUUUUUUGAAACAGUGAAAAAUAUGAAUUUUUCCAAGAAAAAUACAAGAACAUAAUAUUUCAAAAAAUUACGGGAAUUCUAUAUUUAUUUUUUGAAACAGUGAAUAUUUUUCACAUAGAAAUUUUUUGAUUUUGAAAAAUUAAACAGUUCUUCAAGCAUUUUAGAAAAUGCAUAAUUUUUAUGAUUUUUGUUUGAAACAGUGAAAAAAAUAUGAAUUUUUACCCAAUAAAAAGAACAACAUAAUAUUUCAAAAAAUUACCGAAAUUCGGUAUGUAUUUUUUGAAACAGUGAAUAUUUUUCACAUAGAAAUUUUUUGAUUUUGAAAAAUAGGUCAUUUUUGAAGCCUUUUCAAAAACGCAUAAUUUUUAUAAAUUUUUUUUGAAACAGUGAAAAUUAUCAUUUUCAAAUAUUUUUUUCUGAAUUUCAAGAAAAUACGAAACAAAAUCAUUUUGAAAAUUCAUGAAAAAGUUAUGUCGAAUUUUUGAAACAGUGAGAAAAUCUGAAACUUUUGAAUGUUUUCAAUGAGAAGUUCAACAUUUUCUAGUCCCAAGAGAACAUUCAAAAUCAUCUUUUAAAAUUAAAAAAAAAUAUAACAUUUUUUUGAAACAGUAAAAUAUUUUGAAAACAAUUUUACUGAAAUUUUCACUGUUUUGUUUUCAGAAUGGAUCAAUUGAAAAAUUAAGAAAACUUAUUAUUUUUUUGAAACAGUGAAAAAAAUUAAUUUUUCCCUAGAAAAAAUACAACUACAUAAUAUUUCAAAAAAUUACCGAAAUUCUAUAUUUAUUUUUUGAAACAGUGAAUAUUUUUCACAUAGAAAUUUUUUUGAUGAAAAAUAAGACAGUUCUUCAAGCAUUUUUGAAAAUGCAUAAUUUUUAUGAUUUUUGUUUGAAACAGUGAAAAAUAUCAUUUUCACAUAUUUUUUUGAAUUUUAAGAACAUAUUGUCAUUCCGAAAAUAAAAGAACCCCCGUUUGAAUUGGCGCUCACGUACAGUAGACUAAAAAUGACGUGACACAUGCAUAUCAAACUGGUUGGCAAACAUCCAGCGUGUAAAUUUCGCAUUUUAUUUUUCAAAUAGACUCCUAAAUUUUGCGAAGUCUACUGUAGUCUUGGUUUCCUAGGCCAUUUCGGUUCUCUUCCAAGGUUCUUAUUUUUUCGGAAGGACAAUAUGAACGAAAUAAAAUCAUUUUGAAAAUUUAUGAAAAAGUUAUGUUGAAUUUCUGAAACAGUGAAAAAUUUUGAAAUUUUCAAUGAAAAUUUCAACUUUUCUAGCUCCAAGAGAACAUUCAAAAUCAUCUUUUAAAAUUAAAAAAAUAUAUAUAACAUUUUUUUGAAACAGUAAAAUAUUUUGAAAACAAUUUUACUGAAUUUUUCACUGUUUUGUUUUCCGAAUGGAUCAAUUGAAAAAUUAAGAAAACUUAUUAUUUUUUUGAAACAGUGAAAAAAAUCCAUAAUUUUUUUUCAGAUCAUGAAAAUGCGCAAAACCAUCACAUUGGCUCAAUUAACCAUGGAGCUCGUCGAAAUUUUGAAGCCACUUUUUGUGCCAAAUCGAAAAAUCAUCAAAGAGCAAAUCGAUUGGCUUAUUGAAAAUCGGUGAGUUUUUUGGCGCCAAAUUUUACCCUACAGUAACCCAAAUUUUUAAAGGUACAUGGAACGUCGCUCCGAUGAUAUUCAAACAUUUGUCUACCUCGCCUAA